Pseudoliparis swirei is the source of this 2656-nucleotide messenger RNA. It is a transcript of the gene pkp1b, whose product is annotated as plakophilin 1b. Gene Ontology annotation, molecular function: cadherin binding. The transcript has 13 exons. Bases 105 to 2327 code for a protein of 740 amino acids. Gene Ontology annotation, biological process: intermediate filament bundle assembly; cell-cell adhesion; cell-cell junction assembly. NCBI's taxonomy places the organism in Eukaryota, Metazoa, Chordata, Actinopteri, Perciformes, Liparidae. The record is from RefSeq and is a predicted model, not a curated record. Gene Ontology annotation, cellular component: nucleus; plasma membrane; cytoplasm.
GUGCGCGCUCCCUCCCUCCUUUCCUUCCUUCCUUGCUUCCUCUCUCCGGUAUCUCCCGUCACUGCGCAGUGGAGGAGCUUCACGCGCACCGAGAGAGACACGCGAUGACUCUGGAGCCCAUGAAAUCGGCCCUCUCCAUCGGCAACGUGGAGCACACGUCGCUGGCGCUGCCGUCCGGACACCAGUGCCGCUCGGCCCAGCAGCGCGUCCUGGAGCAGGUGCAGACGAUCCGGAGGAUCCGGUCCAGGACGUCCAGCAGCGGCAGGACCGGAUCCACGUCGCUCUCCCCGACAUCUCCUUUGUAUGACUCCAUAGUUGUAGAAGCUCUGAAGUCACAGGCCAACACGUCUAAUGGAGGCCUCUUCUUCGGGAACGGCUUUUCUCAAGCUCUCAUCCAAGAGAAGAACGGCAACCGUCGCUCCGUCCACAACACGAAGGGCUCCAGCGUGAAGAGGAGCACAGCCUCCACCUAUCAGAGCAAGAGCUACGCCCCCGCCGGUCAACCCAACACCAGCCGCAGCGACUCCGACCUGAUGUGGCAGCGCUCCGCGACGCAGCGCUCGGCUCCCCCUCAGAGGAUGCUGUCCACCAGGGGCACCGCCAAGACCAAGAGGGCCACCGCUCGCUUUGUGACGAGCGCCGCGCCCCCCACGGCCGCCGCCGUCGGCGCCCAGCCUCGGCAGCAGCAGCAGCAGCAGCAGCCGCCGCCGUACCCGGUGAACGGCACCGGGGGGCCGAGCCGGCAGCACAGCCAGUUCGUGAGCAGCCUGGUGAACCUGACCAAAACAGCGCAGAGGUCUCCCGUCAGCGAGAGCGUCCCGAAGAGCAGAGAAGAUUCUGGGUUAAACGGCAACAGUGGAUUGGCUGAUAUCACGAUGAAGGAGGCGGUCGAGUAUCUUUCCAGCGAUGAUGAGACGUACCAGCACUGCGGCGCGUCCUUCAUACAGCACAACACCUUCAUCGACGACAAGGCCAAAGAGGAGGUGUUGAAGCUCAACGGGGUCCCUCCUCUGGUGGGUCUGCUGCGCAGCUCCAGUUCACGCGUGAGCGAGACGGCCUCGGCCGCCCUCCGCAACCUCUCCUUCAAAAGCAACGGCAACAAGGAGGAGGUGCAGCGCUCGGGGGGCAUCGCGGCGGCUGCGGCUGCGCUCCGGGACACGGAUUCGGUGGAGAUACAGAAGCAUCUGACGGGUCUCCUGUGGAAUUUGUCCUCGGCAGACGGCCUGAAGCCAGAACUGCUCAAGAGCGCUCUGCCCGUCUUGAUGGAGAGCGCCAUCCUGCCGUACACAACCGGACCCGACCGGACCGGCCGCAACAGCCGGGACCCCGAGGUCUUCUUCAACGCCACCGGGUGUCUCAGAAACCUCAGCAGCACGAAGCAAAGCAACCGACAGGCGCUGAGAAAAUGCAGAGGUCUGGUCGACUCUUUGGUCGGCUACGUUCAGACCUGCGUGGAGGCGGGAACACCAGACGACAAGUCCGUGGAGAACUGCGUGUGCAUCCUGCACAACCUGACGUUUCAGCUGGAGGCCGAGGUUCCGGUUCUGUUCAGCCGGAUCACGCUGUUGGCGAAGGCGGCUAACACGGGCCUCGGCCAGGCCGACGCCGGCCCCAUCGGCUGCUUCAGCCCGCAGAGCAAAGCGGCCGCGCACGAGCAACACUUUGACUUCCCGGUGGUCGAGGACCCGCAGCCGAGCGGCGCCGGCUUGCUGAUCCACUCCACGACGUUGCAGAGUUACCUGUCUCUGCUGGAGACGAGCGAGCGAGAAGAAACACAGGAGGCCUGCUGCGGAGCCCUGCAGAACCUCACCACCCACGACAGCAUCGUCUCCAGCGUAAUGAGCCAGACGAUUGUGCAGAAGCUGAACGGCCUGCAGGUCAUCUGUCCCCUCUUAAAAUCAAAGAAAGUCAACAUGCAGAGGAACAUAGUGGGUUUGGUAGGAAACCUAACCAAAAACCCCAACUUGCACAAUGCCAUGGCUCGUAAAGCCCUCCCCGAGCUGCUGGGCAUCCUGAGCGCAGGCACCAAGGAGGGAAAUGAGUCCGAUGACACGCUGGCCAUGGCCUGCCAGACUUCCAACUGCCUGCUUAUGAAGGAACCGGAGAUGGGCAAGCCCCUGAUAAACAAGAAGCUGAUUAACUCACUGAAAGAUCUCAGCCAGAAUGGAUAUCUCCCCAAAUCCAGCAAAGCUGCAGCCCUGCUUCUCUUCAACAUGUGGUCCGAAAAGGAUGUGCAGAACCUCCUGAAAAAGCAAGGGAUGAAUAAGUCCUCGUUUGUGAAUGACAUCACCACGGCGGCGCACAGGUCGAUGCAAGUUGUGGAUUAACGGCGGCUUCCGCGGAUUGGCUGAAAGCCCUUUCGACAAAAGAGAAACUUGCCGCUGCACAUCCCCCCCGGAGAGCAACGAGAACCUGUCUGCUUCUCAAGUGUCUGUUAUUGUAAAGUCUGUGCCUGCAAUCUGGGACCAUGCACUUUCUGUAUUAGAUAUUAACAUAUGGGUUAUCAUUUUUUUGUCUGUCUAUGUCUGAUUUUUGGUCUUUUUUGUUAUAAGUUUGUAAUAAAGAGUGACCUUUUUUUUCUUUUCUUUCAUGUGUGUGUGAUUUUGAAAUAUUUGUCAUGUGUCCUUUUUAAUAAAGCUGUCACUCCUCGAGCUUC